AUGAGACCGUGGGAGAAACGUAGAUCGGAUGAUGGACUACUUUUGUUCGACGAUACACAAAGCUUGGGGAUUGGAGAUUUGUAUAGGUACAAAAUUACUGUGGAUAAAUCAAAGUUGGAAGAAGAAGGUAUUUCGACAGAUGUGCUGUUCGUGAGGGUCAAGAAUAAAGAGAGCGCUUUGUUGAGGCCAGUUUACUUGACUGGUCCUUAUGCGUGCUAUGUAGAUGUUAGACCGCACAACUACGAUGAGAACAAAAAGUUUGAAGGCGAUGAAAAGAUUCAGUUUACUAGUGACUUGAGACCAGAUGAACAUUUCAAGGCAAAACUGUAUUUGAACGAAAACUCUAGGAGGGAAGAUGGAUUGUAUUCGUGGACCGUUGAUGUUUUAUCGCAAGUCAGCGUUACUUCGCUUCCCAAAGUUGAAUAUGGAAUUAGGAUCGGUACUACGAAGGCUGCCAGUAAACACGUACCAGACGUCAGUCCAGUAAAAGGAUUUGAGAUUGAUGUAAAAGACACUGACACACUGUGGAACUUGCCUCCGAAAUUUCCGACCAAACCGGUUCACUUGGUGAUCGUAACUCAUGGUAUAUUUUCCAAUAUUGGUUGUGAUAUGCUUUAUAUCAAGGAUAAGAUUGAAGAGAAAACAUUUCCAAUGGACGAAAGUAUUAAUCCCAACAUUGUUGUCAGAGGUUGUAUGGAUAAUAUGGGGAAAUCCGCGAGAGGUGUCAGGUAUCUGGGGAGCAGAGUUGGUAAAUUUGUUAUAAGCACCGUUGAUCUGUUGAAUCAGAUUUAUAAAGUGGAUAAAAUCUCAUUUAUCGGCCACUCGCUUGGAGGUCCCACACAGGCAAUGGCUCUUCAUUACAUUGCGGUUAAAAGACCCGAUAUAUUUGAUGCUCAGACCGGUGUAAAGCCCAUAAACUUUAUCGCGUUGGCUAGUCCCUUUCUUGGAGUCGUUGGUGACUUUCCGCGGUACGUUUCGUUGGCUCUUGAUGUAGGGGCCCUGGGGGUUACUGGUAGGGAUUUGACUCUAAGGCACACUCCAGUUUUUUUCAGAAAUGGGCUGGGUGGUUCAAGGGGUCCCAGUCGACUUCAUAAGUUGAUCCUGGAGGCGCUGCCCCAAUCACCGGCAUUGGCCGUUCUUGAGAGGUUAGUUCACAGGACACUCUAUGCGAAUGUUUUGCAUGAUGGUAUUGUGCCGCUGAGAACGGCAGCUCUCCUCUACUUGGACUGGAAAAGUUUAGCCAAAGUUCAUGAGAUUCGUAAACAAAAAGCGAAGGCAUUGAACGAUGGUGAUGCUGCUUUGAAAAAAAUCCCAAAACCACCUGCCUCUUACACAAGUUCGUCGUCUGACCAAUCCUCGGAUACAAAUACCACUAAACUAAACCACAACUUUCCUAAUGGGUUCAGUUCCGCGCAAGACCUCGCUGAAAGCGGUCGUGCUUCAACUCCCAAUGACGACACAGAGAUAACGAUUGGCAGUUCUUUCAGUGCUGAUGAUGAAAAAGUAGACUCGCGUGUGGAAAAUGGUAAUGGAAUUGCUCAGGCAAACAGUGUUGAACAUGAUAACGGCAGUAAAGAAAAGGUUGACAGACAUGGAAACGUUCAGGCAGAUGGUGUUGAACAUGGUAUUGAAAAUGGCAAGAACAACAGUGAAGAAAAGGUCGACAGGCAUGGAAACGUUCAGGCAGAUGGUGUUGAAAAUGGCAAGAACGGCAGUAAUGAAGAAGUUGACAAACAUGGAAGUGAUAAUAAAGCUUCUAUCGGUGAAAUCCCAGUCGAAAGCAUGGACAAGAAAGCUGCGUUGCAAUGGUUAAUGCCUCAGGGACUUUCGAAGGGGAAUAGACAUGCCAAAUAUUUCCGAACCCAAACAAUGGAGAUGGGCACUGGAUCUGCAGAAGUCCAUGGGAGGCAUAAAGAGGAAAAACAGUUUGUUCCACCACCAAAUGCAUCCACCGUUAUGGCCGCGAUCUCUGUUAUCACGGCUCCUAUUCCCACUCAGGAAUAUAUCAAGGAUCCGAGCAUACGUACUGAUGCUAUUGUCCAUGACAAAAUUUAUCAUCCCAGUGAGCUGCCGCCUCCGCAUUACACCAAUAGACCUUUCAUAAAGAAAGUAAUCUACCCUAAUGAGUCGAACAACAGACAUCAGGAGCGCAUAGCAAGAAUGUGGCAAGAAACGAUGACGUGGAGAAAGGUUCUGGUGGACCUUAAGCCCGAUUCUCAUAAUAAUAUAAAUGUUAGGCGGAGGUUCACUAAUUUAUUCGGCAACGUAGCGAUAGCGGAUAUGGUGGAAACGCAUUUCGGCGAAGAAGCUUGCCAAAAAUAUGCAGUGUUCUAA
This is a messenger RNA of Torulaspora delbrueckii, 2334 nucleotides long. Its product is annotated as putative hydrolase. NCBI's taxonomy places the organism in Eukaryota, Fungi, Ascomycota, Saccharomycetes, Saccharomycetales, Saccharomycetaceae. Bases 1 to 2334 code for a protein of 777 amino acids. The transcript has a single exon. Gene Ontology annotation, molecular function: monoacylglycerol lipase activity. The record is from RefSeq and is a predicted model, not a curated record.